This is a messenger RNA of Apiotrichum porosum, 1473 nucleotides long. RefSeq lists its product as uncharacterized. The record is from RefSeq and is a predicted model, not a curated record. Lineage: Eukaryota; Fungi; Basidiomycota; Tremellomycetes; Trichosporonales; Trichosporonaceae. Bases 1 to 1473 code for a protein of 490 amino acids. The transcript is spliced from 10 exons. Gene Ontology annotation, biological process: protein phosphorylation. Gene Ontology annotation, molecular function: ATP binding; protein kinase activity.
AUGGCCUCCUCAACUGCCGACCAGUCGUCGGCAUAUACGCUAAUGGAGAAACUUGGUGUCGGCAACUUUGGCACAGUAUGGAAAGCCGUUCACAAUGUCACAAAGGAUGUCGUGGCCAUCAAGAUGGUCGACCUGGAAUCUACCGACGACGACAUUGCAGAGAUUCAGGCCGAAAUCUCCCACUUGUCAACCUGCUCAUCAGAUCAAAUCACUCGGUACUAUGGCAGCUUUGUCAAAGGGUAUCGCUUAUGGAUCGUCAUGGAGUACAUGGCAGGCGGCAGUUGUCUAGACUUGCUCAAACCUGGUGUGUUUACAGAGCAGCAGAUUGCGAUUGUCUGCCGCGAGAUCCUGUUGGGUCUCCAAUACCUGCAUGCCGAGGGAAAGAUCCACCGCGACAUCAAAGCAGCCAACAUUCUGCUCGCUGCCAAUGGAGAUGUCAAGCUUGCCGACUUUGGUGUUGCGGCUCAACUGUCGUCCCACAAAUCGCAACGUCACACUUUUGUUGGCACACCAUUUUGGAUGGCUCCCGAAGUGAUUCGUCAAACCGGUUACGACUCGCGUGCCGACAUCUGGUCAUUGGGUAUCACAGCUAUUGAGAUGGCCAAGGGUGAACCACCACUAGCCGAGAACCACCCGUUCAAAGCCAUCUUCCUCAUUCCCAAGGCCGACGCACCGAGGCUGGAGGAGUCUGGCUGGAGCAAAGACUUUUGCGACUUUGUGGCAGCCUGUCUUCAAAAGCAACCCAGAAACCGCCCGCUGGCAAAGGACCUGCUUCGACACCCCUUUAUCACUUCUGCUCCUCGCACAUCAGACCUCGUCGACCUCGUUGAGCGAUACCGCGACUUUCAAGAGCAAAAGGCAAAGCCUGGGUCUGCCACUCAGGAUUACAAGACAGUCAUGGCGACUGGCGGACCUGUGCAGACGGAAUGGGACUUUGAUGAGACAAUCCGCGGCACCAUCAAGGGGGUUCCAGUCAAGUUUGACUUGGGCGACUUUGAUGACGAUGAGGAAGACCAGGUGGUUGUCUCGAGGGAACCCACCACAGCGAGCGAGGCCAAGCCACCAGUGUCUCAGACGACUGUCCGCAAGUCGGAUAUUGGAGAAGAGUCUUCCACCAUGAGGCCUUUGAAGAAGGCCCCUGCACAAUCUCUUCCACCUGCGUUUGAGGAUUUCGUCCCUGGUGGAACCAUGAUGGCCACGGUCAUCAACCCUGCUCUUGAUUCGUUGAGCCAGGAUGCGCCACUUGCUAGAAAUGCGGUCCACACAAUCCAGCAAGGUUUUGCCGAACUGGCGAAGCACAACCCUGAGCUGGUUAUUGACCUUGUAAGCAAGGUGACUGAACGCAUGGACCGAGCAACGCCAGCCGCCACCACCACUCCAAGCGAUGUUAUCAAGGACCGGAGCCCUCUUGCCGACCAGCUGUAUCAGCGAUGGCUGGAUGGACUUCGUGUCAAGGUUGGCGCAGGGGCAUAG